AUGUCGGGAGUAGCCAUUGCCAUCAAUGCAGCCAUUUCAGGCGCUGCCUACUGCAUGACGGUGCGGAUGAUUCCCCGUUUCCGGGAGAUGUUCGUCCAGGCCAAUCUCUUUGGCAACGAUCUGUGCAAGAAGGAUAAGCCACAGGUACCCGAAUCAUUUGGCGUACUGAUUGGCUGUGUGUUCCUGGUCUCCUUGUUUCUGUUCAUACCCAUUCCCUUCGCCUUCGACGAGGCGGCUGCCACGGAUGCGGUUACCGGAGGAAAACCAGACACCUUUCCACACGAUAAGUUCGUGGAAUUGAUUGCCGCCCUCCUGUCCAUUUGCUGCAUGAUCUUUCUGGGCUUCGCCGACGACGUCUUGGAUCUGCGCUGGCGCCACAAGCUGCUCCUGCCCACCAUUGCCACGUUGCCCCUGCUGAUGGUAUACUACGUCAACUAUAACUCAACUACUGUCAUUAUGCCGAACUUUGCGAGGAAUCUGUUUGGCACUUCUUUAAACAUAGGUGUUCUUUACUACGUAUUUAUGGGCAUGUUAGCGGUAUUCUGUACAAAUGCCAUCAACAUCCUGGCGGGGAUCAAUGGCCUGGAGGUGGGACAAUCCCUGAUAAUUGCGGGCUCCAUUUUGCUGUUCAAUGCCAUUGAAUUGUUCCUGGGGCACCAGGUGGAUUCGCAUAUAUUCUCCAUUUAUUUCAUGCUGCCUUUCCUGGCAACAACUUUAGCGCUUUGGAAGUUCAACAAAUAUCCCUCGCAGGUGUUCGUCGGAGACACGUACUGCUACUUUGCGGGCAUGACGUUUGCCGUGGUCGGCAUCCUGGGACAUUUCAGCAAGACCCUUCUACUUUUCUUCAUGCCGCAGAUCCUGAACUUCCUUUACUCCACGCCGCAGCUUUUCCACUUUGUGCCCUGUCCCCGUCAUAGGCUCCCCAAGUACGAUGGCAAGACGGACCUGCUCCACAUCAGCACCACAGAGUUCCGCUUGGAAGAUCUCAACACUCCGGGGCGGCUGAUGGUCACAGUUCUACGAAAAUUGCGACUUAUUAGCUGGCAUACCAAAGCGGAUGGAAUCGUGAGGACAAACAACUUUACCCUCAUCAACUUUGUGCUAGUCAUUUUUGGACCUGUCCAUGAAAGAGUGGUUACGCAGAUGCUGAUGGGAUUCCAGGUGCUGUGCACACUGAUUGCUCUUACCAUUCGCUAUCCCCUGGCCAACUACUUCUACGCGAAAACGUAACCCUCGAUCCUAUUGUUUAUUGAUUCUGAUAUUUAUUGUAGUAAGCCUUUGUAAGUUAACUAUACAAACAGAAUACAUUUAUUUAAUGCCUACACAAAAUAUUUCCCGAAAGUAAGUCGUAAGAAAAAUCUGUAUUUCACUCGUCAAUAAAGAACCAAAAGAAUCAACUCAAAA
Messenger RNA from Drosophila suzukii, 1404 nucleotides. It is a transcript of the gene Alg7, whose product is annotated as Alg7 dolichyl-phosphate N-acetylglucosaminephosphotransferase. Gene Ontology annotation, molecular function: UDP-N-acetylglucosamine-dolichyl-phosphate N-acetylglucosaminephosphotransferase activity. The record is from RefSeq and is a predicted model, not a curated record. Gene Ontology annotation, biological process: dolichol-linked oligosaccharide biosynthetic process; protein N-linked glycosylation. NCBI's taxonomy places the organism in Eukaryota, Metazoa, Arthropoda, Insecta, Diptera, Drosophilidae. Gene Ontology annotation, cellular component: membrane.